UGGAGCCGGAGGGGGGCGGGCGGCGCGGCGCGCGGCGCCAGGAGCCGGAGCGGCCGCGCGUUCCCCGGUGACGGCGCCGCGCGCGCCCCGCCCCGCCGGCGACGGGCGCCAGAUUGUUCUUCGGCAAUUAAUGUACACUUACCUCAGUACUCUAAGUCUGUUGACGCUUUGGGUAAUAAUGGCUCAGAUCCAGCAAGGAGGCCCAGAUGAAAAGGAGAAGACUACUGCGUUAAAGGAUUUAUUGUCUAGAAUAGACUUGGAUGAACUAAUGAAAAAAGAUGAGCCACCACUUGAAUUUCCUGAUACUCUGGAAGGAUUUGAGUAUGUUUUUAAUGAAAAAGGACAGUUAAGACACAUAAAAACUGGUGAGCCAUUUGUUUUUAAUUAUCGUGAAGAUUUGCAUAGAUGGAACCAAAAGCGCUAUGAAGCUCUUGGGGAGAUCAUUACAAAAUACGUUUAUGAACUACUGGAAAAGGAAUGCCACUUGAAGAAAGUAACUCUCCCAGUUGAUGCGACUGAAAGUGAACCAAAGAGCUUUAUCUUUAUGAGUGAAGAUGCAUUAACAAAUCCUGACAAACUACUGGUCCUAAUUCAUGGUAAUGGCGUUGUCAGAGCAGGUCAGUGGGCUAGGAGACUUAUAAUUAACGAAGAUCUGGACAGUGGCACACAGAUACCAUAUAUAAAGAGAGCUAUUGGGGAAGGCUAUGGAGUAAUAGUACUGAAUCCCAAUGAGAACUAUAUUGAAGUGGAGAAGACAAAAGCCCAAGUACAGCUGUCUUCUGAUAGCUCAGAUGAACCUGCAGAAAAGAGGGAAAGAAAAGAUAAAAUCCAGAAGGAAACAAAGAAGCGACGUGACUUCUAUGAAAAGUAUCGAAAUCCACAGAAAGAAAAAGAAACUAUGCAGAUGAAUAUUAGAGAUAAUGGAUCUCCUGAAGAACAUGCAAUUUAUGUUUGGGACCAUUUUAUUUCCCAGUCAGCUGCAGAGAACGUGUUUUUUGUUGCUCACGGUUAUGGUGGACUUGCCUUUGUAGAGUUGAUGAUUCAACGAGAGGCAGAAGUAAAGAAUAAGGUAACUGCUGUGGCGUUGACAGACUCAGUUCACAAUGUGUGGCAUCAAGAAGUUGGGAAAACUAUUCGAGAGUGGAUGCGAGAGAACUGCUGUAACUGGGUGUCCAGCUCCGAGCCGCUGGACACUUCGGUGGAGUCCAUGCUGCCCGACUGCCCCCGCGUCUCUGCAGGCAUCAGGCACCUCGAUGGUGCCCAUCGCAAAGUGAUGGGCAGAGCAGAGGGGAGGGUUUCCUUCUCUUCCCCUCAGUGGAUGCUUUGCCUCAGGAGAGCCGUGGCCAUUCCCACGGGGGAAAGGUACAGAGCGCCAUGAACUAACUUCCUGGAAGAGUUUUCCGUCUAUUUUCAAGUUCUUCAGCGAGGCGGUAGAGGCAAAGAACAGCUCAGUGAAACCAACCCCAAUGCGGCGCUCCAAUAGGAUAAAAUACGAAGAAUUGUAAAAGGAGGGAAAAAAAAAAAAAAAAAACCACACCACCACCACCUUCUUCGCUGCUGCUUUUCUGCAAGCAGUCUCCCAGCCCCUCAUUAGAUUGUUUUCUUCCUAGAGCACAGGGUCGUGAUGUAUACAUCUAAAUAGCGUUUUGCAUUAUUUCUAGAUGAGUGCAACUGUCAAAGCAAUAUGGGUUCACUGGUUGUGCUUCCUGUGGGCUGUAACUUGGAUUUCGUGCUGCCCAUCAGCGCGCAGAUUAAGGCUGACAGUGGUACUGCACAGUGCAGCAUGGUGCAGCUCUAAUUGCCCUGACAUAGCCCUGCACCAAGCUGAUGCCAGAAUUUAACAGCUUCGUUGUGGUCCUAUCGCCUGCAGGAUUUUUUACUGCUUCCUUCUAUUUUAAGAUAGAACAAAACAGGAAUUACUCUUUCUUAAAGGUGGCUCUAACUCAGAAGUGCUAACCAGUGCAUGAUUUUACACCCAGUAGCCUUCUCUUUCUCUGGGACCAAGUGGGAUCAGCUCUUGACUCUUUCAUUUUCUGCUGGUAGGAGGGUCCAAGAAGUUUGGUCCAGAUUAUUGGAAAGCCCCUUUGUUGGAGAGAUUUUCUCUUCCUGCCGGAUCAAUGGCAUUAUCUGUAGAUCUUCUCUUCCUUUUGAAAGCUCCACUUUAAAAAAUGCCUAUUCUUUAACUGGCUGGAUCACACUGUGAUAUAUGACAGAAAAAAAAAAAAAAAUAAGACACAUUGCACAUUUUCCUGUUAAUUUUUAAAUGCAAAGAUGCUUCCAUUUUCAUACUCUGGGUUUGUAACGACUUGCCAUCCCGUGGUGAUUCCUUUUUGCCUGAACUCACGGGUUCGUCCCCACGUUCCCAGGAGCGGGGGGGGGCCGCCCUGCGUGGGGACCCGGCGCCGCGCGUGGGGGGAUGCGGCUGUACCCACCGCCGUCGCUGUCGGCAGCUUUUCUCCGCUAAAACGUCUGAUAAGCGACAAGACGUGCCUGAUAGCGUGCCCGGAGAACGAGCGCGCUAAUUAAGCUCCUUUAGUGUUGAUGAUGCUAAAUUAAAGUGAUCUUUUCUUCAAUGGCCGUGCCCGCCUCCCCUCUGAUGCUGUUAGUGUCGAGGAGGCGACACUCAAACACACGAGUUUGGGACCCCCAUCCCACCCCCACCCUCACGUAAUGUUUCCUAUCCCACAGCUCGGGGCCGGGAAAGGCGAGGCGGGGGGGGGGGGACGACGUUAAAGCGAGGUGAUGCCGGAAUGGGUGUACCCCCCUCCGCCACGGAGCAAAGGCAGUGAUGCUCAUGGGGGGUGCAGGGGGAAACCCGGCCGGGUUUGGGCCGAAAUUCUCCGGCUGGGCGGGGGGGGGGGGGGGUGUCUCCGCACCUGCGGAGCGCUCUCAUCCCUGCCUGCUCGUAUCGGCAGCGGGUUCCCCCCCCGCCCGGCUCCAGCCACCUCGCUACGUUUAACCUCUCCCCUUUGCAAGCAUCCCCCCCGUUGCGGAGAUCGCUGUGCCCCCCCGGCCCCGGGAGGGGCUGGGGGGGGAGGGUCAUGCCGUGCCUACGCGGAGUGCAGCGCAAAAUCCACACCCGGCGGUUUUUCUUCCGCGGAGGGGAACCUGUUGCUGGGGGGAGAGGUCUGCAGCCUGCUCCCCCCACUCCGUCGGAGGAUGCUGCUGCCUGCGCCCGGCCUGACCCUCCACCACGGGGGUCUGCAGUCCCUUCCCACCCCCAGGCCUGGGCCCCCCCCCCCCCCCCAGCCCUCCCGGUCCCCUUGUGUUUGGGGGGAAGGAGGGCGCCUGAGUCGUGUUUUGGGUUUCUGUGCUUCUUCCCACAGCCGGAGAGGCCGGGGAAGGUUUGAUACACCCCCCCCACCCCCCCGCCACUCUCCAUCUCCGGGGUGCUAAAUGUUGCGGGAACGGAUAUAUUUUUUUAAGUAUCGAUAAGAAACGAAGUCUACAAAAAUUUCUACUGUAACGAUUGCCCUCUUUUUAAGGCUUUUUCUUUACCUGGCCCGGCUCGCGUUACUGCUUCUGUAAGGGGCUGUAAAGCACGGGGGGGUCCUCGCCACUGGUACUUCUCUGCUUGCACUGAACAAAAAUAAAGAUACUUUUCUCUC
Messenger RNA from Grus americana (Whooping crane), 3608 nucleotides. It is a transcript of the gene ARB2A, whose product is annotated as family with sequence similarity 172 member A. Gene Ontology annotation, cellular component: nucleus. Bases 131 to 1378 code for a protein of 415 amino acids. Gene Ontology annotation, biological process: regulatory ncRNA-mediated heterochromatin formation. NCBI's taxonomy places the organism in Eukaryota, Metazoa, Chordata, Aves, Gruiformes, Gruidae. The transcript is spliced from 12 exons. Gene Ontology annotation, molecular function: siRNA binding. The record is from RefSeq and is a predicted model, not a curated record.